Messenger RNA from Heteronotia binoei (common prickly gecko), 5621 nucleotides. It is a transcript of the gene LMNA, whose product is annotated as lamin A/C. Bases 445 to 2412 code for a protein of 655 amino acids. The transcript has 13 exons. NCBI's taxonomy places the organism in Eukaryota, Metazoa, Chordata, Lepidosauria, Squamata, Gekkonidae. The record is from RefSeq and is a predicted model, not a curated record.
GGAAUCUGGGUUCUGCUCUGCAUUCAACUGCUGGCUUAAGUCAAGACAUAGGAAAUCACCUCCUCAAUAGGAAAAGUUAUUGAGAAAAAAGUGACUUGGGCUAAAUUGAUAUGUAAUGGGAAUGGCGAGAACAUGCUUGCGGGCGCCAAAUGCCCUUGAGCCAACGCGGAGCAGGAGGAUAAUUCAGUGCUAAGCGAGCGCCGCAAACCAAACGAAACCGGCGACUUUCAAUUAGCAAAACAGGGGCGGAGCUAUAUUUGCAUAAGACCUCCCCUCGCUCCCUGUUUUCCCAGUUCCCAGCAGCACUAUAUGAGCUUUCCCAGGCAGUGACUCAGGCAGACUGUCAGUUGGAGAGCUGCGCCCAGGAAGGCGAAGAGGCACCCGGAGAGCCCUGCCCGUCACUCUGCCGCCGCUCGCCGUUGCCAGGCCCUGAAACCCGCCGCCAUGGAGACCCCCGGGCAGAAGAGAACCACCCGGAGCGGGGUCAACUCGACCCCUCUCUCGCCGGCCCGCAUCACCCGCUUGCAGGAGAAAGAGGACUUGCAGGAGCUCAACGACCGCCUGGCCGUCUACAUCGACAAGGUGCGCUCGCUGGAGUCGGAGAACGCCGGCCUCCGCCUGCGCAUUUCCGAGUCCGAGGAGGAGGUGAGCCGCGAAGUCACCGGCAUCAAGUCGGCCUACGAGGCCGAGCUCGCCGACGCCCGCAAGACGCUGGACUCGGUGGCCAAGGAGAGGGCGCGCCUGCAGCUGGAGCUCAGCAAAGUCCGGGAGGAGUUCAAGGAGCUCAAGGCCAGGAACACCAAGAAGGAAGGGGACCUGCUGGCUGCCCAGGCCCGCCUGAAGGAUGUCGAGGCCCUGCUGAACUCCAAGGAAGCUGCCCUCACCACUGCUCUGGGGGAGAAGCGGAACCUGGAAAACGAAGUCCGUGAUCUGAGAGCCCAGGUGGCCAAGCUGGAAGCGGCUUUGGCUGAGGCCAAGAAACAGCUUCAGGAUGAGAUGCUGCGGCGGGUCGAUGCUGAGAACAGGCUGCAGACUGUAAAGGAGGAGCUGGAAUUCCAGAGGAACAUUUACAGCGAGGAGCUUCGCGAGACCAAACGCCGCCAUGAGACCCGCCUGGUGGAGAUUGACAGCGGUCGCCAGCAGGAGUUUGAGAGCAAGCUGGCCGACGCCUUGGUGGAUCUGAGAGGCCAGCAUGAAGCCCAGAUCCAGCUCUACAAGGAUGAGCUGGAGAAGACUUACAGCGCCAAGCUGGAGAACGCCAAGCAGUCUGCCCAGAGGAACAGCAGCAUGGCGGGGGCGGCCCACGAAGAGCUGCAGCAGACCCGCAUCCGCAUCGACAGUCUGUCCGCUCAGCUCAGCCAGCUGCAGAAGCAGCUCUCAGCCAAGGAGGCCAAACUGCAAGACCUGGAGGAUGCUCUCGCCAGGGAAAGGGAAACCAGCCGCCGCAUCCUGUCCGAAAAGGAGCGGGAGAUGGCUGAGAUGCGGGCUCGCAUGCAGCAGCAGCUGGACGAGUACCAGGAGCUGCUGGACAUCAAGCUGGCCUUGGACAUGGAGAUCAACGCCUACCGCAAGCUCCUCGAGGGGGAGGAGGAGAGGCUGCGCCUCUCCCCGAGUCCUUCUUCCCAAAAGUCCGGCGCCAGGACCCGGAUCUCCCACUCAUCCAUGCAGAGCUCUUCCAAGAAGAGGAAGCUAGAGGACGGAGAGAGCCGCACCAGCUUCUCACACCAUGCCCGGACCAGCGGCCGUGUGGCUGUGGAGGAAGUGGACCUCGAAGGGAAGUUUGUCCGUCUCAGGAACAAGUCUAAUGAGGACCAGUCUUUGGGGAAUUGGCAAAUCAAGCGCCAGAACGGAGAGGAGGCCCCCAUCUGCUACCGGUUCCCUCCUAAGUUCACCUUGAAGGCUGGGCAGGUUGUUACAAUCUGGGCUGCUGGUGCUGGGGUGACCCAUAACCCCCCUUCGGAUAUGGUGUGGAAGAACCAAAGCUCCUGGGGAUCUGGGGACAGCCUGCGCACUGCACUUUUCACUUCCACUGGAGAGGAAGUGGCCAUGAGGAAGCUGGUGCGCACUGUAGUUGUUGAGGAUGACGACGAAGAGGAUGACGAUGAAGUUGGCAUCCGCCGCCACCAGCACCACCACAGCCACUGCAGCGCCACCGGAGACCCUGGCGAGUACAACCUGCGCUCCCGCACGGUGCUGUGUGGAACUUGCGGGCAGCCAGCGGAGAAGGCCGGCCCCACCAACGCUGCCACCGGCGCCAUGUCCUCUGGCUCUUCCUCUUCCAGUGUCACCGUCACCCGUGCUUACCGCAGCACAGGAGGGACUGCCCUUGGGGAGAGCCUGCUACCCAGGUCUUACAUUCUGGGCAAUUCCACCCCACGCCAGCAGGGUCCUCAAAACUGCAGCAUCAUGUAAAUCCGCUUGAUUUCUCCCCCCAACCAUGUUCACUGCCCAAAUAUACAAUGCUAUUCGGUCCUUAUUGUGUACACAGGAGGAAAAAAAGAGCGAAAAACGUUUUUAAAGAAUUUAUUUUCUAUGGCAAGAAUUUAUACUUAUUAUAUAUAUAAAACGCUAAAGAUGCUUCAGGGGUUUUUUAAGGAAAAAAAUCUUUUUUUCUAUAACAAAAAAAAGGCUUUAAUUUUUUUUUUCUUUUUUAAAAAAAGAACCAAGCCAAAGAGAUUGUAUUGUUGGUGCCAAAAAAAGAGAGAAAAAUGUUAGUUUAAUAUCUCUAUAUAUAGGUAUAGAUGUAUCUUUUUCUUUGAAUACCAAAGCUUGCUAUUUGUUAAAAAAAAAAUAAUAAUGAGAAAAUAGUUCCCAGAGAAAGGCCCCCUCUAGGGAACGGUGCUUCCUGGGGCUGAAUUCUGGCCUUUUGCACUUAAUCUGUGGGAUGUAUUGAAGAGGCAAAGGCCUCCACGACUUACUUUAGCUAGCGGUGUCUUCAGCUCACAACUGCCCCUGAGGCAGAACCCUGUUUCAUCCCUAGUGUGGACCCUCUAAAUUCUUGUUUACACCUUGAGGGAGGCUUGGGGGACCCAUUUAUUCAUAAAUGUUACAGACCUUUGGGUUCAAAAUCCAUAAGGAGCAGCACAAAACAUUUAAUCUGGCCUAGGUUAUCCAAGAUGGAUUCCCUCUUGCUUUCGAGACCAGGUUUUAAAACACUACGGGGGGUGGGGGUGGAAUAGUGGUAAGAGUCAUGCAGGCUAAACUCCAAAGCGUCCUUAAAAUCCCAACUGCUGCCGAUUCUGAUUUUUCUGCCCCUUCCCUUUCAAGAAAGACACCUGUGUUGACCCCAGUCACUCCUAAUCCGAUUAGCUGCAUCUAAACGAGGUGUAUUUGCACUUUCUGAAAUCUGCAUUUUAAAUCUCCACCCCUGAAGAAGACCUAGAUGCUGUCUGGAUUUGUGCCUUCAGUGGCUCUCGACAGUUUUAUGCGGAGGGGACAUAAUGCCCCUCCCACCCUGCUUCUCCUUCAAGGAAAAUAGAUCUUGAAAAGAAAUGCCUUAUUUUGGAAAUCAGGAUUUGAACCUCUCGCUUGGGUCGCUGGGGUUUUUCCUAGCAAAGACCAGCAGAGGGAGCUUCAAGCUCCUCUCUCCCCUGCUUUGCUUGAGCUGCAGCCGCGCUGUUAUCUUUCCCCGCUCCACGCCACUCGCUUAGCUGCAGUAGCCACUAUUGAUGCUCUCGGGUUGAUUUUUUAUGUACUGUAUGUUCUUCGGUGGCACUUUGGAGGGUGGAAAAAGGGAAAGUGAGAGAAUGUAAGUCAAACUAACCAAGAUGUGCCUUGCUGGGAAGAAGUGACGUUCAUAGGCUGGGAGUUAGAGGCAAGAGAGACAAGAGGACAAGAACCCAGAAGCUGCCUUCAGUUAGCUAGUUUAUUUUUUUUCUCCUGGAGGUGUUUUCAUUUAAGAGAAAGCGAGCGAGACCGCGAGCCUUUCUUUCAGUUUCGGGACCAGGCACUUUUCAAAGGCUGUCAGAUUUAGCACAAGCGUCAGACUUUUGAGUUGUGGUGGCAACUCAGUAGCUCUCCCUCUCCGCAGCUCUGUUGUGGAAAGACAGUGCUUCACGUGAGCAGGGGUUCUUUUAGUGUGAGAGCUCCCUACCAAAUAGCAUGGGCUCCUUUCUCAAAAUGAUGGCAUCAUGGGAGUGUGUUGUGGGGGGGUGGGCUUCUCCUCCCUGCUGUUAAUGGAGCUGCAUUGGUGGGGUUGUUUCCUUCUGGAAAUCAGGCCCAGCAAAGAUUCUCCCCCCCCCCCCAUUUCCCCUCUCCUCCUCAACACAAAGCAGGUAGUGAGGUCCCAGAUCAGUUCCUAGCGUUUCAGAUCAGCUUCUCACUUUGGUUUUGGAAGAUAACAGGUUCAGGGGUUAGGAGCUCAACUUUUUAGGGUAUGUUUUGAUGAAGAUGGGGAGCAGGGACACAAACUCUUUCCUUGGGGAUAGCCUCUGCAGUGAUCCAGCAGAGUGCACACCCAAAACUGGUCCCUGCUGGGUUAGGAGGAUUUGGAGGGGGGGGGGAAUGGAACUGGCGCCCUCUUUUGUGCUUCUGAAACCUGUUUGACCAGAGCCAGCAGUGGCACCGAAGGAAUGUGUGCAAACUCGCCCCCUCCACCCCCAUGGACAGUCAAGACUCUCCCUUCAACUUCUUUUGAGUGGGUUGGCAACUUGGCAACAUGGGCUGCAGCCUUAAUUUGUCAGGGGGGAGUUCAAGGUGGCCUAGACCCCUGCCUCCCCCCCCCCCACAACAGAUGGUGAUUAGCACAAUCUUUCGAGCACUUCCAAUUAGUGGCCGCAACAUCGAAAGCUCUGCUAACGGCUUUUUUUGCAGCAGGAACUCCUUUGCAUAGUAGGCCAUGCCCCUCUGAUGUAGCCAAUCCUCCAAGAGCUUACAGUAGGCCCUGUAAGAAGAGCCCUGUCAUCUCUUGGAGGAUUGGCUACAUCAGGGGUGUGUGGCCUAAUAUGCAAAGGAGCUCCUGCUAAAAAAAAAGCCCUAGCUGUGUAUGUGCAGAGGUAUGCACGGCAAGGAUCCUCUUCCCAAACAACAGCUUGGCGCGCCACGUUUCAAACGAUUUCCCCCACCCCAGACUCGAGUGUUUUAAAAAGCAGCGCCGCCUUUGUGGCACCAGAAUUUACAAGGAAGGGGAGCCCGUCCGCCCAGGCGCAUCUUCUUGCAUGCUGCUCUCAACUGCAGCAGAGUCUUUUACUCAGGAAAACCACGACAAGGGUGGUUAAUGUCUAGCCUUGCCCUGUGCCACUUUUCCAGCUGCAGGCGGCAGCCGCUUGCACCCAUGUUGCAUCGCAUCUGCACUGUGGCCUUAAUUCUGGGGCGGGGGGAAGGGCUUGGUACAAAGAGCCACGCCCUAACAGGCAAAAACACUCUAGGCUGCCACUGACCUCCUUCUCCCCUGUUCGUCUUGUCGCCCGGCAUGUAGCUGCCCCAGCUCUGACCUCUUUCCGCCCUUCCUGGCAAGGGGCCAUUGCCCAGAAACCAGUUCUCCAGGGGAAGCCACUUCUUUUUCCUGUUCUACCGCUAAUUUUGGAUGCUGUGAGGUGGGUCCGAUGAGGCCUGCUUUGCUGAGACUGUUGCAAUAUUUUUUUCCUGUAUUUUCUUAAAACCAAUACAGUUAAGGAAAUCUA